CUUUCCCACUGUAGCACAUUUGUCAUUGCGGGACACGAGACGACAGCCACUACCCUAGGGUGGCUUUUAUACGAACUUUCUGCGCAUCCCGAAGAUCAAAGAAAAAUAUGGGAAGAGAUUUCGCAAGCUUGCCUGCAGAACACCAAACUUUCCUCGAACGAGUAUGAUUCGAUGCCAUUUCUAAACGCUGCCAUCAAAGAAAACCUUCGCCUACACCCUAUCGCACCCACCCUUAUGCGUAGGGCAGUUCAAGAUGAUUGCCUUCCACUAUCCGAACCGAUUAUUACCAAGGAUGGGAAGAUCUUGAAAGGCAUUCCUAUCCCCGAAGGACAAACAAUUCAUUGUUCGAUAUACAUGUAUAAUCGGCUGCCGAACAUCUGGGGUCCCGACGCAGAUCAGUGGAAUCCAAACCGAUUUAUUGGCGACAGAGCUCAGCCUCGCACUCUGCUCGGGAUGUAUGGAAAUUUGUGA
Desarmillaria tabescens is the source of this 471-nucleotide messenger RNA. RefSeq names its product cytochrome P450. The transcript has 3 exons. The annotation marks the transcript as partial. Lineage: Eukaryota; Fungi; Basidiomycota; Agaricomycetes; Agaricales; Physalacriaceae. Gene Ontology annotation, molecular function: iron ion binding; monooxygenase activity; heme binding. The record is from RefSeq and is a predicted model, not a curated record.